AUGCUAAAGUAUGGGAGGGUUCUGGCGAGAGGUUUUGUAAGCGUUAGGAGAUUUUCUUCAGUCGAAAUACCGAAACCACUGAAAGAGAGGAUCGACGGUUAUAUAGCAAAGGAUCCAGUUGUCGUUUUUAUGAAGGGAACGCAAGAUGAACCAAUGUGCGGGUUCAGCAGGAAUGUCAAAAUUAUACUAGAUUUUCACCAAGUGAAGUUUAAAGAUUACAACGUUCUUGAAGACGAAGAAUUAAGAGAAGGAAUUAAGAAAUACAGUGACUGGCCAACAAUCCCUCAGGUGUAUGUGAAUGGUAAAUUUGUUGGUGGCAGUGAUAUACUUGUUCAAAUGCAUAAAGAAGGCGAAAUAACAGAUUUUUUCGACAAGGAAGGGAUCAGAACAAAAUUUUCUAAUUCUGAUAAGAAGGAGGCUUAG
Enterobius vermicularis (human pinworm) is the source of this 423-nucleotide messenger RNA. The record is from the annotation of a GenBank genome assembly. Lineage: Eukaryota; Metazoa; Nematoda; Chromadorea; Rhabditida; Oxyuridae.